ACGGCUUCUUCUUUCAGAAAACAUAACGGAGAGAGAGAGAGAGAACACAACGAUACAGAAGAGAAGCGAAGGUCGCAGAGAGAAGAAACGCGCGGCCACAGAGAUUUCCCGGCGAAACGGGAACAGAUAAAUAAAGAUUUCAGUGAGAGCUUCUAGGGUUUUCUUCUCGAUUUGGCUUCUUUGACCUCGAUCUGUCCUCUUAUUCUUGAGAAAUUUUCCUUCUUUUUCACGUUCAUUCAUCUUCCUCCCAGCUCCAUUCGAGGGCUCUUGAUCCGUUUCUCUAGGUUUUCUUAUUACCCCCGGAACGGCGACAAACUUGGCGGUGGAUUCUGAAGCAUGAGUAUUGAUAUUCCCGGAAAAGGGGGAGAUUAGGGAAGCUUUGGGUAGAGAGAAAUUGGUUGGGUUUCCAUGAGCGAUGGGGGUGUCGCAUGCAUGCCUCUGGUGAAUAUCAUGGAAAAGCUUCCAAUUGUGGAGAAGACGCUUUGUGGAGGCAACAAUGAUACCAAGAGUGUUGGUACUUCGGAGAAUGGUCACACAUCCAUCUCAACUAAGCUCCCUGAGUCUCAGCCAGCUAAACCCUCAGCGUCUCAGCCAACUAAGAAGAAGAGAAUCGUUAAGGUAAUUCGUAAAGUGGUCGUGAGGAAGCCGAAGCAGCCGCAGAAACAACCACAGAAACAAUCAGAGGAGCAGUUGAAAGAGCAGACGCCGCAGGUAUUGCCACUCACUGGAGAAUCACAGCUGCAGACGAAAGCGCAGGAUGAGAAGAGUGAAUCUCUGCAGGGGAAAGGAGGAACUAAUGUUAAUAAAGAAGUGGAAAACGGUGGAGACUCUGGGCUUAAGGAUGAAGUGGAAGAAGGUGAAUUAGGUACGUUAAAGCCUCAUGGGGAUUUGGUUGGGGAUUUGGAGAACGGUGAAAUCGCGCCAGUGAAGCCAUUGCAGAGGAGUGAGAUCGAAAAGGGUGAGAUCGUUGGGGAGAGUUGGAAGAAAGAUGAAACUACGAAGGGGGAGUUGGGUUACCUGCAAUAUCAUAAAGGGUAUGUGGAGAGAAGGGAUUUUUCCGCAGAUAAGUACAGGAAAGGUGAUAAAGAAGAGAGAGAAUUCAGAUCAUGGAGAGAUCCCAGUGACGAAAUUGAGAAAGGGGAGUUCAUCCCAGACAGAUGGCAUAAGAUGGAUUCUGUAAAGGAUGAUCAUAGCUACAACAGAUCUCGUAGGAAUGGAGUAGACAGAGAGAAAACGUGGAAAUAUGAAUAUGAAUAUGAACGUACCCCGCCCGGUGGAAGGUUUGCGAAUGAGGAUAGCUAUCGCCGGAGAGACUUCAGAAGUGGUAACGACAGGGGUUCAAGGAUCAGUUCUAAAAUUGUAAUAGAUGAUAAGAACGAACACAACAAUCCCAAUAAUCUUGUAAAGGAGUACUCUUCUACUGUGAACAAAUUGAAGCGACAUGGAGCUGAACCAGGUAGCAUUGAGCGCAAACACUCCUAUGCUGAUUAUGGGGAUUAUGGGAGCUCCAAAUGUAGAAAAAUUUCUGAUGAUUAUUCCCGCUCUCUUCACUCAGACCACUAUUCACGUCACUCUGUUGAGAGACUGUACAAAGAUUCAUAUUCAUCUAAAACGUCAUCUCUGGAAAAGUAUCCUAGAAAGCAUCAAGACUCAUCUUUUCCUGCCAGGGCUUUCUCAGACAGACAUGGACACAGCCCUGUACGGUCGGACCGGUCCCCACACGACCGGUCUAGAUACCAUGAAUACAGGGAUAGAAGUCCUGUCCAUCAGGAGAGGUCUCCAUAUACCCGGGAGAGAUCGCCAUACGUCUUUGAGAAGGCUUCACAUGCUCGUAAAAGGUCUCCACGUGACCUCAGCCGUCACCAUGAUUAUAGAAGAAGUCCAAGUUACUCUGAGUGGUCACCUCAUGAUCGCUCUAGGCCCAGUGAUCGCAGGGACUGCACUCCUAAUUAUAUGGAAGAUCCCCAAAGCGAUCGUAACAGGCGUAAUGGCUACAGAGAAAUAAGUAGAAAAAGUGGAGUAAGGGAGCGGAGGGAUUCUCAGACUGGUAUGGAGCUUGAGAAUAAGCACAGAAAUAAGGAUUCUAAUGGAAAAGAGUCGACCUCAUCAAGCAAAGAAUUGCAAGGUAAAAACACUUUGUACAACAAUAAACCGGUGGUUGAGAAAAAUUCUGUCUGUUAUCCAUCCAAGAUUCCAAGUCCGUCUGGAAAGGGAAAAGAGUCUGUGCAAGGUUGUGAAGCCUCUACCGAAGAGUUGCCAUCAAUGGAGGUAGAUAUGGACAUUUGUGACACACCACCUCAUGAGCCUAUGGCUGUUGACUCAUCCACGGGGAAGUGGUUUUAUCUUGAUUACUAUGGCAUGGAACAUGGGCCUGCAAAAUUAUCCGAGCUCAAAGCUCUUAUGGAGCAAGGCAUUCUUUUCUCUGAUCAUAUGAUUAAACAUUCAGAUAAGAAUAGGUGGGUCACUAUUGAAAACGCAACAUCUCCUGUGAUGAACAUGAAUUUUCCGUCGGUCGUGUCAGAUGCAGUGACACAGCUCGUCAAUCCCCCUGAAGCGCCUGGUAAUUUAUUAGAAGACACUGCAGAUGCUGGCGAAGCAGUUUCUAUGGAGCAAGAAGCUGGAGAUUCGUUGCCUGAUUCAGUGUCCAUGCUAGAUUCUAAUGAACUUUUAGUAGAACAUUAUGAAAAUUUCCAGAUUGAUAAGAGGAUCGCGAGUCUCGUGGAGGGUUCUACUAUCACCCCUGGCAGGGAAUAUGAAACACUUGGAGAAGCUCUGCAGGUUAAAGUUGAGCUUGAAGAGAUUGGAAAGUUUGUGCCUUCUGAAGAUAUCACAUGGUGUCGCCAUCCAAUGGACAAACCGUGGGAUCUAUUGGAUGAGGAGUUGUCGGAAGGUUCCGAGCUCACAACAAAGGCGAUCGAAGAGUUUCAGUCAGACAAUGUUGAUAGUUUUGAGAACGAUGAGACAGGCAGCUGGUUUUCAGGUCGUUGGUCUUGCAAAGGCGGGGACUGGAUAAGAAACGAUGAAGCUUCUCAAGAUGGAUAUUACAAAAAGAAAAUGGUUCUGAAUGAUGGUUUCCCAUUGUGCCUGAUGCAGAAGUCUGGUAAUGAGGAUCCUCGGUGGCAGCACAAGGAAGAUUUAUAUUAUCCUCUCUGUAGCUCUAGGCUUGAACUUCCCCUGUGGGCUUUUUCUGGUGUAGAUGAGAGAAAUCAGGCGAGGGGAGUAAAGGCUAGUGUUCUGUCUGUAGUCAGGCUUAACUCAUUGGUCAUUAAUGAUCAAGUUUCAUCAGUUCCUGAUCCUCGUGUAAAAGUUCGUGGUAGGGAAAAGUGCUCUUCAAGGCCUGCUCGUCCAUCCCCUGCAUCUAGUGAUUCCAAGAGGGAAUCAGUCGAAAGUCAUUCUCAAUCAACAGCUUGCGGUAGUCAAGAUUUGGAGGGAUUUUGGAAAACCGAAAACUCUGUUAACACCCCUAGGGAUCGUCUGUGUACAGUCGAUGAUUUGCAAUUGCAUUUAGGUGAUUGGUUCUACAUGGAUGGUGCUGGGCAAGAACAAGGACCUCUGCCAUUUUCGGAACUCCAGAUAUUGGUGGAUAAAGGUUUCAUAAAGAGCCACAGUAGUGUCUUUAGAAAAUCUGAUAAAAUCUGGGUCCCUGUUACGUCUAUCACAAAAGCUCCUGAAACCAUUGCCAAGCUUCAGGUGAAAACACCAGCUCUGUCUUCAGAUUCUCAAGGCCUUGUUGUCUCAGAGUCGCAGGAUUUCAAGCAUUCUGAAAUGGACACAAGUCUAAGCUCGUUCCAUGGAAUGCACCCUCAGUUUCUUGGUUAUUUCCGUGGGAAACUGCAUCAAUUGGUUAUGAAAACAUUCAAGAGUCGGGAGUUUUCUGCUGCCAUAAACGAUGUAUUAGACUCUUGGAUCCAUGCAAGACAGCCAAAGAAAGAGACUGACAAGUACAUGUACCCCUCUUCAGAAUUUGAUUCGUGCUAUACGAAAAGAGCUCGAUUGACAGCUGGUGAAAGUGGAGAAGAUUCUGAAGUGAAAGAUGCGCAAAUGUUUCAGAAGGAUGAGUUGGCAUUUGAGGAUUUAUGUGGGGACGCUACCUUCCAUGUUGAAGGAAGUGGAUCUUCUGGCACCGUGGGAAUUUACUGGGGUCUGUUGGAUGGUCAUGUAUUAGCACGGGUGUUUCAUUUGUUGAGAUAUGAUGUAAAAUCACUUGCAUUGGCUUCCAUGACUUGUAGACAUUGGAAGGCCACUGUCAAUUCAUACAAGGAUAUUUCAAGACAAGUUGACUUAUCUUCUUUGGGUCCCAAAUGCACAGAUUCUAGGCUCUGGAGUAUCAUGAACACUUACAACACGGAGAAGAUAGACUCUAUAAUAUUGGUUGGUUGUACAGACGUGUCUUCCAGCAUGCUUGAAGAAAUUCUUCGUUUAUUUCCCCAUAUAUCUUCUGUAGACAUCACAGGCUGCUCCCAGUUUGGAGAUUUGACAUUGAACUAUAAAAACGUAAGUUGGCUCAGAUGCCAGCAUCCUCAACCAGGUGAAUUACAUUCCAGAUUAAGGAGUCUGAAACAGAAUACAGAUGUUGCUAAGUCGAAGGGCUUAGUGGGCGAUACAGAUGAUUUUGGUAACCUCAAGGAUUACUUUGAUCGAGUCGAAAAGCGAGACUCAGCCAAUCAGUUAUUCCGAAGAAGCUUAUACAAACGCUCAAAAUUGUAUGAUGCAAGGAGAUCAUCGGCGAUUCUAUCCAGGGAUGCUCGUAUCAGGCGAUGGGCGAUUAAAAAGUCAGAACACGGGUAUAAGCGAGUGGAAGAUUUCCUUGCUUCAAGCCUUAGGGGCAUCAUGAAACAGAAUACUUUUGACUUCUUUGCUUUAAAGGUUGCUCAAAUUGAAGAUAAGAUGAAAAACGGUUACUACGUUAGUCAUGGUUUGAGAUCUGUCAAGGAGGAUAUUAGCCGGAUGUGCAGGGAAGCAAUGAAAGGGAGGAAUCGGGGAGGCUCCAAAGACAUGAACCGAAUCAUCGAAUUGUUUAUUCAACUUGCCACCCGUUUGGAAGAGGUCUCUACGGUCACCUCUUCAUAUAGAAGAGAUGAAUUAAUGAAGUCAUGGCAAGAUGGCUCAGGGCUCUCAUCAGCCUCUAAGUACAACAAGAAGUUGAGCAAAACAGUAACUGAGAAGAAGUACAUGAGCAGGACUAGUGAUGCAUUUGGUGUAAAUGGUGCUUUGGACUACGGAGAAUAUGCAUCUGACCGAGAAAUCAAAAGGCGUUUGUCUAAACUGAAUCGUAAAUCGUUUGGUUCGGGAAGUGAAACAUCGUCCGAGCUCUCUGACAAUGGCAAGAGUGACAAUUAUAGUUCAGCAUCAGAAAGUGAAUCAGAUAUCCGUUCAGAAGGUCGAUCACAGGACUUACGCGUCGAAAGAUACUUCACGGCAGACGAAUCUUUUGAUUCUAUGACCGAAGAGCGUGAAUGGGGUGCACGUAUGACGAAAGCUAGUCUUGUGCCACCAGUCACUAGGAAAUAUGAAGUAAUUGAAGCGUACGCAAUUGUCGCGGACGAGGAGGAGGUACAACGGAAGAUGCGAGUUUCUUUGCCAGAGGACUAUGGUGAGAAGCUUAAUGCACAAAAAAAUGGCACAGAAGAGUUAGAUAUGGAACUACCUGAAGUCAAGGAGUAUAAACCAAGAAAGCUUCUUGGCGAUGAGGUUUUAGAGCAAGAGGUCUAUGGAAUCGAUCCUUACACCCAUAACCUCUUACUUGAUUCUAUGCCCGGAGACUUGGAUUGGUCACUGCAGGAUAAACAUUCAUUUAUAGAAGAUGUAGUCUUACGUACCCUGAACAGACAAGCUAGGUUAUUCACUGGAACUGGAAACACCCCCAUGGUAUUCCCUCUAAGGCCUGUGAUUGAAGAGCUCAAAGAGAGUGCUCGUGAAGAGUGUGAUAUACGAACACUGAGGAUGUGUCAAGGCGUCUUAAAAGCUAUAGAAAGUCGUUCUGAUGAUAAUUAUGUUUCUUAUCGGAAGGGCCUCGGUGUUGUGUGCAACAAACAAGGUGGUUUUGUAGAAGAAGAUUUUGUUGUUGAAUUUCUUGGAGAGGUUUAUCCUGUUUGGAAGUGGUUCGAGAAGCAAGAUGGAAUUCGUUCCUUGCAGGAAAACAAAACUGAUCCUGCACCAGAGUUCUACAAUAUAUAUCUUGAGAGACCAAAGGGUGAUGCCGAUGGAUAUGAUUUAGUUGUUGUUGAUGCCAUGCACAAGGCUAAUUAUGCAAGUCGAAUUUGUCACUCUUGUCGACCUAACUGUGAAGCAAAGGUUACUUCGGUGGAUGGACACUACCAGAUUGGCAUCUAUUCAGUACGUUCUAUUGAAUAUGGCGAGGAGAUAACGUUUGAUUAUAAUUCUGUAACUGAGAGUAAGGAAGAAUAUGAAGCGUCUGUUUGCUUGUGUGGUAGCCAAGUAUGCCGAGGCAGCUACUUGAAUCUCACUGGUGAAGGUGCAUUUCAGAAGGUGUUGAAGGAAUGGCAUGGUCUGCUGGAUCGACACAGACUGAUGCUAGAAGCUUGUAUACUAAAUUCAGUUUCAGAAGAAGAUUAUCUUGAGUUGGGAAGAGCUGGACUGGGAAGUUGUUUGCUCGGUGGGCUGCCAGAUUGGGUGGUUGCGUAUUCUGCUCGUCUGGUGCGGUUCAUCAAUUUCGAGAGAACUAAGCUUCCAGAGGAAAUUCUUAAGCAUAAUCUGGAAGAAAAGAGAAAAUAUUUCUCAGAUAUACACCUUGAUGUUGAGAAAAGUGAUGCUGAAGUUCAGGCUGAGGGUGUCUACAAUCAGAGGCUUCAAAAUCUGGCUGUUACACUUGACAAGGUAAGAUAUGUUAUGAGACGUGUGUUUGGGGAUCCAAAGAACGCUCCUCCUCCGCUGGAGAGGCUUACUCCUGAAGAAACAGUCUCUUUUUUAUGGAACGGGGAUGGCUCUUUAGUUGAUGAGCUUCUUCAGUGCCUGUCACCGCACGUGGAAGAAGGCAUUCUUAAUGAACUCAAAUCCAAGAUUCGUGCCCAUGAUCCAUCUGGAUCUGCUGAUGUCCCUAAGGAACUUCAGCGAUCAUUACUUUGGUUGAGAGAUGAGAUCCGAGAUCUCCCUUGUACAUACAAGUGUCGGAAUGAUGCUGCAGCUGAUUUAAUUCACAUUUAUGCCUAUACAAAGUGCUUUUUCAAAGUUCGGGAAUACAAGUCCUUUAUCUCUUCUCCUGUAUACAUUAGCCCGUUAGAUUUGGGAGCCAAGUAUGCUGACAAGUUAGGUGAGGGUAUAAAGGAGUACCGGAAGACUUAUGGCGAGAACUAUUGUCUCGGGCAGCUAAUUUACUGGUACGAACAGACGAAUACUGAUCCAGAUCUUACACUGGUGAAAGCAACCAGAGGUUGCUUGUCUUUACCCGAGGUUGCUUCCUUCUACGCAAAGGCCCAGAAACCAUCGAAGCAUCGUGUUUAUGGCCCAAAGACGGUGAAGACAAUGGUUUCACAGAUGUCUAAGCAGCCUCAAAAACCGUGGGCAAAGGAUAAGAUAUGGAUGUUCAAAAGCUCACCGGGAGUAUUUGGAAGCCCGAUGUUCGAUGCCGUCAUGAAUAACUCGUCACUAGAUAGAGAACUGUUGCAGUGGCUAAGAAACAGAAGACAUGUCUUUCAAGCGACAUGGGAUAGUUAGGUAAAGAGGGGGAAACUUUAUAAUAUUCAGAAGGUUUCCCCUUUUGGGAAAGCGAGCAGCCAGGGCAACAGACACAGUUACUAUAAAUAGUCUAUUAUAUCCAUGACCAAAGCAAGUGAGCCUCAGCUUUCCCCCACAUUCUUGUGUAUAGGUUCUGCCAUAUAUGUGAUUUUGGAAAAUUGGCAAUAACUUUGGGUUAUUGUUACUCUCGUUAGAUUAGGCUCACAUAAUUUUCAGAGAGGAGAAUCAUUUGACUAGGUUGUAUCUCUUCUUCUUUUUUUGUUACCUCAGUAAUAAUAGUUCUCGUGUUCUUGUUCCUAAAAUCUAUCAAAGCUUGGCACAAAAAAAAAGGAAAGAGGAGAAAAAGAACAUGAGUAUAAAUAGAUGUUGUUUGUUA
Messenger RNA from Eutrema salsugineum, 8071 nucleotides. RefSeq names its product histone-lysine N-methyltransferase ATXR3. Bases 409 to 7674 code for a protein of 2421 amino acids. The transcript is spliced from 20 exons. The record is from RefSeq and is a predicted model, not a curated record. NCBI's taxonomy places the organism in Eukaryota, Viridiplantae, Streptophyta, Magnoliopsida, Brassicales, Brassicaceae. Gene Ontology annotation, molecular function: protein binding.